AUGGUGUUCGCAGAUGAUGCGACACCAAUUCCGGAAGGGAAACCCCAAGUGGAGGAGUGGUUCAAGACCCACGUCGCUCCUCUGGCUGCGCGUAAAGCCACUCUAGAUCCAGCUCUCGUAGCUGCUGAGGCUGCGCCACGAAUCAUCACCGUGAAUCCAAAGGGACAAGCUCAAUUUCAUUCAUUAACCGACGCAUUAAAUAGUGUUCCUGAAGGGAACAAAAAGCGUGUGAUCAUCAGGAUGGCUCCUGGUGAGUACGUAGAGAAAGUCACUAUCGACCAAGAAAAACCCUUCAUCACAUUGGUUGGAGACCCUAACAACAUGCCCAUUAUCAGCUACGACGGUACUGCCGCCGAGUAUGGCACCGUUGAUAGCGCCUCUCUCAUCAUCUUAUCCGACUAUUUCAUGGCCGUCAACAUCGUCGUUAGGAAUUCAGCGCCGAUGCCGGAUGGUAAAAGAAAGGGAGCACAAGCCGUAUCUAUGAGAAUCUCCGGGAACAAUGCGGCUUUCUACAGCUGUAAAUUCUACGGUUUCCAAGACACAGUUUGUGACGAUAAGGGAAACCAUUUCUUCAAGGAUUGUUACGUCGAAGGGACAUACGAUUACAUCUUCGGAAGUGGAACCUCUAUGUACUUGGGAACGCAUCUGCACGCGGUGGGAGAUGGAGUUAGAGUGAUUACAGCGCAUGCCGGAAAGAGCGAACAAGAGAAGAGUGGAUACGCUUUCGUGCACUGCAAGGUGACUGGAACCGGUGGCGGAAUCUUUUUGGGUAGGGCGUGGAUGAGCCACCCUGAGGUUGUCUACGCCUACACCGAGAUGACCAGCGUCGUCAAUCCAACCGGAUGGCAAGAAAACAAGGAGGCCUCACAAGACCAUACCGUGUUCUACGGAGAGUACAAGUGCAAGGGACCAGGAUCACACCAAGCCAAUAGAGUUCAUUUCACAGAAGACAUUGACCCCCCUGAAGCUCACCGUUUCCUUACCCUCGGUUACAUCCAAGGAUCUAAGUGGCUUCUCCCACCUCCAGUUUUGUAA
Molecule: messenger RNA, 1035 nt
Organism: Microthlaspi erraticum
Lineage: Eukaryota; Viridiplantae; Streptophyta; Magnoliopsida; Brassicales; Brassicaceae
Source: the annotation of a GenBank genome assembly